AUUUAUCGCUUAAUCUCAGCCAUUUUACCGAAUAAAUGAUUAUUCUCUACUAACCACAAAGAUAUCGGAACAUUAUACUUUAUUUUUGGAACAUGAUCAGGAAUAGUAGGUACAUCCUUAAGUUUGCUAAUUCGGGCAGAACUAGGAAAUCCUGGAUCACUAAUUGGAAAUGACCAAAUUUAUAAUACUAUUGUCACAGCACAUGCAUUCAUUAUAAUUUUCUUUAUAGUAAUACCAAUUAUAAUUGGAGGAUUUGGAAACUGAUUAAUCCCAUUAAUAUUAGGAGCCCCAGAUAUAGCAUUCCCCCGUUUAAAUAAUAUAAGAUUUUGAUUACUUCCACCCUCCUUAACUCUUUUACUAAUAAGAAGAUUUAUUGAAAAGGGAGCAGGAACAGGAUGAACCGUCUACCCCCCGCUCUCAUCCAAUAUUGCCCAUGAAGGAGCUUCUGUUGAUCUGGCCAUUUUCAGUUUACAUAUAGCAGGAAUUUCAUCUAUUCUAGGAGCUAUUAAUUUUAUUACAACAGCCUAUAAUAUACGACCCUCAGGAAUAUUAUCUGAACGAAUAACCCUAUUUAUUUGAGCAGUAAGAAUCACUGCUAUUCUCCUCCUCUUUAGAUUACCUGUAUUAGCAGGAGCAAUCACUAUACUUCUUACUGAUCGAAAUAUUAAUACUUCCUUUUUUGAUCCUGCCGGAGGAGGAGACCCAAUUCUCUAUCAACAUUUAUUUUGAUUUUUUGGUCACCCAGAAGUUUAUAUUUUAAUUCUUCCAGGAUUUGGAAUAAUCUCCCACAUUAUUAGAUAUGAAAGAGGAAAAAAAGAAACUUUCGGAGUUUUAGGUAUAAUCUAUGCAAUAAUUGCAAUUGGCUUAUUAGGAUUCGUAGUAUGAGCUCACCAUAUAUUUACAGUAGGAAUAGAUGUAGACACCCGAGCAUAUUUUACAUCAGCUACUAUAAUUAUUGCUGUUCCAACUGGAAUUAAAAUCUUUAGAUGAUUAGCAACCUUUCAUGGAGCACGAAUUACAUACUCACCCACGUCUCUAUGAUCCUUAGGGUUUAUUUUCCUCUUUACAAUUGGAGGAUUAACCGGAGUAGUUUUAGCUAAUUCAUCAAUUGAUAUUAUCUUACAUGAUACAUAUUAUGUUGUAGCUCAUUUUCAUUAUGUUCUUUCAAUAGGAGCUGUUUUUGCAAUUAUUGCAGGAUUUAUUCACUGAUUUCCUCUAUUUACUGGCCUAACUUUAAAUAAAAAAUUUUUAAAAACCCAAUUUUUUAUUAUAUUUAUAGGAGUAAAUUUAACUUUUUUUCCUCAACAUUUUCUAGGCCUUAGAGGAAUACCACGACGAUACUCAGAUUAUCCUGACGCCUAUACAGUUUGAAAUAUAAUUUCUUCAAUUGGUAGAAUAAUCUCAUUAACAAGAAUUAUUUACUUUAUUUUUAUUAUUUGAGAAGCUUUUUCAGUUCAACGAAAUUCUCUUUCUAAUAAUAAUCUUGCCUCUAAUCUCGAAUGAAUACAGUUUUUACCUCCAGCCGAACAUAACUUUUUAGAACUUCCUUAUGUAACAAAUUAA
Molecule: messenger RNA, 1563 nt
Organism: Sitophilus oryzae (rice weevil)
Lineage: Eukaryota; Metazoa; Arthropoda; Insecta; Coleoptera; Curculionidae
Source: the annotation of a RefSeq genome assembly